AUGGAAUCGAAAGCAAAUAUUGCUCCUGAGAAUCAAAAGAAUCGUGCACGAGGCGAAAAUUGGACCCAAGAGGAAAAGGAUCUGUUUUUGGAACUAAUGAGGCAGUCAGAGCCUAUUAUAGAAAAUAAAUUAACGGAUACUGAUACAAAUAAAAGAAAGAAUCUAGAGUGGAUUAGAGUACAAAAGAGUCAUAAGAAACUCACUGGGAAAUCCAGAGAUAUCACCCAGUUAAAGGGUUUCUGGAGACGAUCAAAAGUGGCUGCAAAGAAAUCUGUGUCACAACAUAGAAGAGCUUUGCAAGGUACUGGUGGUGGACAAAGGCCACCAUCUCCAGGUGAUGAUCACCUAAAGAUAACGGAAUUCUGCACAACAGAUUUUGUUAAAGAAGAAAAUCUUUAUGACAGCAAUGUGGUCCCACAACUACAAGGUGAAGAUAAUGACCAAGGUGUAGUUAUUGGAGGAACUGAAGUGCAAAACAACACAUUAUAUGACAUAGACAAGAUUGAUAUCAAGAUCCCUGAAUGCAGCAGAAAAACACAAAUGGUGUUCCCUCCAAAGGUGGAUAAGAAACAAAAUAGAGAAAAGAAAACAAAUAAGUUGGUUGGCAAGGAAGCUUUAUUAAGAAGCAAUAUAGAAUUUAAGGAACGGGCUUCAGCAAUGUUGGAGGAAGAACAUAAAUUAAAAAUAAAAUUUCAGGAACGAGAAAUAGCUCAUCAGCAGUUGCGGCAUAAACUGGAAAUUGACAUAUUAUUAUUAGAAAAAGAGAAAAAGAAAUUAGAAUUAGAAUUGUUAAAAAAAAACUAG
Molecule: messenger RNA, 804 nt
Organism: Parnassius apollo (apollo)
Lineage: Eukaryota; Metazoa; Arthropoda; Insecta; Lepidoptera; Papilionidae
Source: the annotation of a GenBank genome assembly